AGUUGACUGGUAGGUAUUUACCGGGCAUGCGCACCGCGGUGCGCCAGCUGAUUGCUGGCAAGAAGAUGAAGAGUAACCCAACGUUCUCCGAUUAGACCCAAAGUAACGAACUUCAUUGGCAGCGUGUCUGUAUUUCUACGUAUUAACAAUGGACUCUCCUGAUAUUGAGGGUGCCACUUCAAAAACACCUGAGGGUAAAAAUACAGAGGACUCGGUAGAAUUUGAGAAGAAACAAGUUAACCUCAGCUUUGGACUUGAUUUAUCUGAUGAUGCCAUACUGAGGGAAGGCCCUUCAAGUAGUAAUCUCUCUCUUUCACUAAUAUUUGAAAGAAGGGCACUAUCUAAGACUUUCAAGUUGACUCCAGUUCUUCAAGAGCCCAAAAAGGAUAUUGUAAAGGCUUCAGACUCCAAAGAGAAAGAGGUACUGUUAGACCUCACAACACCUCAACAGGGCAUAACUGUUAACCACGGAACAAGUUGUCCAGAACGUCCAGUUAAGAAUCAUAAAUUGGUGCUUCCAAGUGCAGAAAAAUCUUGCCGUCAUCUUUUCACAGAAGAGUCUUGCCACAUUACACUUGACAGUGAUUUUGAACAAGGAAAACAGGAGGAACUUGGCCAAGCAAGCUACAGGAAGCAUGAAAGAGAAAGUAAAGAGAAGGUUAAGGAGACUGAUGUGUGUGAUGAAGAAAAUUUGGGGAAAACUGCCAAACCAGAAGAUGAAAAUCAGUCAUCUUUUUCAUGUACACUCUCUACAUGUUCAAAGUCAAACUGUGAUGUGACUUCUUGCUCAUCAAGUCCUUGUUUAUCAUCUCCAAAUCUCUCAAAGAUCAGAGGAAUCAAACGAACUAUUGAGUCGAGCUGCUCAGAUGUUGAAAUCCAAGUAAAUGGAGAUCAUAAUUCCCAAACUUCUGUACUUGAGGAUGAAGAAUUGGAAUCUCAUAAUCAGGAGGGUGAUGAUGUGUUCAUCAGUCCAUCUGUAUCUCAGAAACCUCAAGUCAUCAGUGACACAGCUAAUAAAAUAGUGAAUAAUGUUGUAUCGAGCACAGACGGUACUCCUACCAAUUGGACUUUGGUGAGUGGUGUGAGUCCACUUCCAUCCAGCGAUCCAAGUCAUUUACAGCAGUACUUGAUGCACAGAAUCCACCACCACCACCACCACCAUCAUUGCCACCACCACCACCAUGGCCACCACCACCACCACCAUGGCCACCAUCAUCACCACCAUUGGCAUCAGAAAAAUAAGGAAAAUAAUUGUGACGUGGGUAAUUCCAUCAAUGCAAAACUUCCAGAAAACUUGAAUGAAGAUGGACCAGUGUUAACAAGUACGCCAAUUCGCCUGAAAGCUGCUGUUAAUAAUUUGGAUGUGUCUUCAAUUAAGAAUCGUAAGAGUGAGGAUGAAGUUGUAGGUGAUUUUGUCAUUUCGUCUGAAUUGCAGGUUUCCGAUAUCUCGUCUAGGUCAAGUGCCUAUGCCAGUGAUGAUGAGGAGAAUUCUGGUAUUUUUCAGCAAAGGAAUAUUGAUGAAAAAAAUCACCCAGUGAAGAGGAUGCUUGCCAUAUAUCAUUACUCUGAAGAUGAAUCAUCAGAUAAAAAGAUGAAGGUUUCUGAUUUAGACCUCAGCAAUUAUAAAAAGAAGUUUGCUGGACAAACCCCAUAUGUUCGACGUCUAACCAAGGAAGAAGUAGAAUUGUUACAUUCCACACCAGAAAACUUUUCAGAUGAAGUUUGGUACAAGUCUCCCAGCCCACUUGAAAGUUUGCCAGGUACAUCUUAGUCACAUGUUCUUAGUCAAGUGCUGGCAUCCCAGGACUUCAAAAGCAUCCAUAGUCGUCUUAAUCAAAUGGUGUGGUGAGGGACAUGUCUUUUAAGCUAUGGCAGUGAUAUAUUUAAAGGAAAUUCAAUUCUUUUGCCUUAAAAAAUCUUGGUAUCAUCAUUUUUCGUUUAGCAAAGCUACGGCAGUGAUAUACGUACUUAAAGGAAAUUCAGUUGUUUUGCCUUAAAAAAUCUUUUAUCAUUUUUCAUCAAGCAAAACUAUGGCAGUGAUUUACUUAAAUGAAAUUCAGUUCUUUUGCCUUGAAAAAUCUUUGUAUCAUAAUUUUUCAUAUAGUACCACAGUGUGAGUCACAGUUUAAUCUUUGUGAAGAAAUGAAGAACACAUUUUAAGUCAAAUUUCUACCUCAUUUUGAUUUGCUGACCCCAUAAAUACAUAUAUGACUAAAAAGUUCUUUCAACUUGAUCAUGCAUUACUCAGUUGAGCACAAAAUUACAGAAAAAAAUAUUUUUGCUGUGCUUACUGAGACUGGACAUCAUCAUACAGCAAUUUCUUCUUUUAGAGAUUUCUAAUGCUUAAGUGGAUAGUGUGCUUAGGCAGUUCAUGUGUCUCAAGGUCUAUGCCUGGAAAAUAAUGGAGUUGAUUUUGUCCCUUGACCCACAGCUAACAGUCAUUUUCUGUCUCAUGUUCCCAAUUAUACUUAAAAAUCUUUCUUGAGAAAUGUAGAGAUUUUUUUAUCAUUAAAAUAUUUUAGAUAACAUUGAUGUCAUUUCUUACUGCAAACAUUUUAACCCAUCCCUUACUAUAUAGUAUAGCAUCUGAAGCAUCAAAUACAUAAAUCAAAUAUCUGGAAAAUGUGAUCAGUGCCCUUUUCCCCAAAUACAAAAAUUUCAGAAAUUAAAUAGAAACGUAAAGCUGGUAUCAUCAGUGUGUAAUAAUCAAAGGGAAUGUGACCAGGGAAAAACAUUGAAAGAAAAUUUGAAUCAUGUUUGCAAAUAGAAUUUGUGUGUGUCAUAAAAGGAGCUUCCGGUGCUAAUUUCUGUGAAACUACUGUGUGAUAAUUUUGGACCCCUGGCAAGCAGCAAAUACAGUCGCCUUUGGAACACAAUGUUGUCCAACAGUAUUUGCUUCCAAAUAGGUGUUGGGUCUAGUUGUGUACUGACGAAGUUAAGUGGUGAAAGUACUAAGCAGUUGUAGUUUGAUAUUCCUUUAGUAGAUUGUAUUUUUUCCCAUGGGAGAAUUGGUUCCCAUGGUAUGUUCAUCUUUUAUUGUACUGAAGGGUAUGUUGAUUUAUUGAAAGAUAUUUGUAUAUUCAUUGAUGAGGUAUGUUUUUAUUCUGUGAAAUUUAGUAACUGUACUCUAAUUACAUGUUGAUUUACUGCCUGUUUUAUACUUAGUUCUUUGCAAUGGAUACUUCAAAGGAUAUGUACAACAGUCAUGUGUUGAGAAAAUCACAAGUUGCUUUCCUCUAAUUCAAGUUACGCGGAAGAAUGAUCCUUCCAAGUAGGUCACAUUUUUUAAGUAUGGUCCCUAGUAUUUGUAAUUUUAAGAAAUUUUACUUUAUUUUGAUUAGGUUAGCAAACAUAUUUACUAUUGUAUUCAGUAAGCUUUGCAUGGCUUUCUGAUUUGAUAAAGGAUAAUAUUACAUUGUGUAAGAAAGUGAUCUGUGAAAUACUUAAAGUAAAAGUAGUCAGGGCAAAGUGCUUGAAAUAUUUUUAGGUAAUUUUUGUUUGCUCGGUAUGGUACCAGCAAAACUAAGUCAUUUCAUAGCAGAACACACAUCUUUUUUUUAACAAGUUGAGUUUUUAGUGGUUGUAUUGAAGUUUAUAUUUCAGUAGUGAUGUGAUAGUGAUGUGAAUUUCAACCUUUCUCUUAUUUUGCGGUUUUUUCCUUCUAAAGGUACUCGAUUCUUUUAUUGGGAUCCAUAGCUCUCAUUUACUGUGUAAAGCACUAAAAAAUAAAAAUGGUUUUUAAAGAAAAUAUGAAAUUAAUAGUUAUUAAGAUAAACGUAUGAUUUAUUGGCAACAUAUCUGUUUGUAUCUAUUCAUUUAUUUAUUGGUAAUAUUUAAGAUAGUGGAUUAUGUAAGUUUAACAUUUUUAUUUACUAUACAGUAUAGAUAUUAUUCAUCUAUGGGUGUUUAUACAGUAUACUUCUGUGAAUAGGUUCAUUAGUCAUCAGCUACUUGCUCUGUUCAAGUAAAUUAAGGCACCCCUAAAUUGAGCAAUUGCAAACAUAGCCUUUGUAGACCUCUCUUUUUGUAAAAGUACUGGAGUUGAUUAUGCUGAGACUUCUUAUCAAAUUAUUCCAAAUUAGACCUAGGAGUGAUUACAGAAACAUGUAAGACAAAUGUAACUACUCUGAUGUGCUGAAGAAUACUAUUUGUUAUUUAAAAACCCAAUUAGAAAAGGUAAGAGAAGUU
This is a messenger RNA of Macrobrachium nipponense, 4188 nucleotides long. Its product is annotated as non-canonical poly(A) RNA polymerase protein Trf4-1-like. The transcript is spliced from 15 exons. Bases 149 to 1771 code for a protein of 540 amino acids. The record is from RefSeq and is a predicted model, not a curated record. NCBI's taxonomy places the organism in Eukaryota, Metazoa, Arthropoda, Malacostraca, Decapoda, Palaemonidae.